Messenger RNA from Paraglomus brasilianum, 3666 nucleotides. NCBI's taxonomy places the organism in Eukaryota, Fungi, Glomeromycota, Glomeromycetes, Paraglomerales, Paraglomeraceae. The record is from the annotation of a GenBank genome assembly.
AUGGGCCGGCUAGUUCGUCUUGAACUGGAAAACUUUAAGUCUUACAAGGGCCAUCAGACUAUUGGGCCUUUUCUUAAUUUUACUUCAGUAAUAGGGCCGAACGGUGCAGGCAAGUCCAAUCUAAUGGACGCGAUAUCCUUUGUUCUGGGAAUCAAAUCCGCGCAACUACGUUCAUCACAACUACGCGAUCUUAUAUACAGAGGCCGGGCAAUGCAUGAAGAUGAUGACGAGGAUGGAGAUGUUACAGCUAUCGAAGGACGCGCCAAUAAUCCAAAGCGUGCAUGGGUUAUGGCUGUCUAUCAAGAUGACAAUGGAAACGAAAUCAAGUUUGCUCGAACGAUAACAACAUCAGGUCCAAGUGAAUACAAGAUUAACAAUAAAGUGGUGACAUAUCAAAAGUAUAAUGAAGCAUUGGAAAAACAAAAUAUUCUUGUGAAGGCUAGGAACUUUCUUGUCUUCCAGGGAGAUGUCGAAGCCGUUGCAUCACAAUCUCCGAAAGAUUUGACACGAUUAAUUGAGCAAAUCAGCGGAUCAGCAGAAUUAAAAGUCGAAUAUGAACAAUUGAAAGUACAGCAAGAGCGUGCGACAGAAAAUUCCGCAUUUAAUUUCAACAAAAAGCGCGGCAUCAAUGCUGAAAUUAAACAAUAUCAAGAACAGAGAGCAGAAGCAGAGAGAUUUGAACAAUUACAGAAUGAUAAGACCCAGCUCACCAUAAAAUAUUUGCUCUGGAGACUCUAUCACAUUGACAAGCAAAUAAAAGAGUCAAGAAAGGAAAUGAGUAGUCAGGGCGAAAAAAUUACUGCCAAACAAAAAGAACAGGAAAGGAUCGACCGACAGCUCAGAGAUGCGAGAGCAGAGCAGGCGAAAGUGCAUAGAACGCACUAUCAAUUGGAAAGGGACAUUUUGACGAAAGAAAGAGAGCUAGAAGAUAAGAGACCAGAACUACUAACAUUAGAAGAAAAAAUUAUUCAUUCGAAUAAGAAAAUAAAGCACUAUGAAGUAAAUGCUGAGAAGAUUGAUCAGGAUUAUAAAAAACAGACCCAGCAUGUCGACAAGCUAAAACGAGAUUUGGAAGAAAUCACUUCAGCGGCACGGAGAUAUGAAGGUGGAUAUCAGAUAUUAAAAGAAGAAGUUAAUCGGCAGAUGCUCAAAGAAAAACAGCAGUUAGAAAAUCUUAGACGUCAGCAGAAAACCAGCAGUGAAGCCACUCAACGUUUGAAAGAAAAGUUAUCCGAACUUUCUAGACGUCGUCAGCAAAUUAUGGAAGAAAAAGAUGCUUCACUUAACGCCAAGGAAAAGGUUGCAGGCUAUGUUGCCCAAUUGACUACAGAUCUCGAAAAUCAAAGAAAUGAUUUACAUAAUGUGGUUAAUGAGCGAAAUAGAAUAACCAAACGCGAGAGCGAGCUCAAUGCACAACUCCAUGUCAUUCUUAACCGUCUUAACGAUGCUCGAGUUGAUCAGCGGGAAUCUGAAAGAGAGGCUAGAAUGAAGGAAUCUCUGAACAGCCUGAAAAGGGUAUUUAGUGGUGUAUAUGGUCGCUUUAUUGACCUUUGCCAGCCAACUCAGCGCAAGUACGAAGUUGCCACUUCUAUAAUACUUGGAAGGAACAUGGACGCUAUUAUAGUAGCUACCGAGAAAACUGCCAUUGAAUGCAUUCAAUACAUGAGAGAGCAACGCCUUGGCCAUGCGACUUUUAUUCCACUCGACACAAUAGCUGUCAGGCCGAUCAACGAUAAAUAUCGUAGCCUGAUGAAAGGUGCAAGAUUGGCGAUUGAUGUUAUUGAAUACCCAGAUGAGCUUGAGCGUGCUUUACAGUAUGCAUGUGGAAAUACUCUUGUUUGCGACGAUUUGGAGAUAGCAAAGGCUAUUUGCUAUGGUAGGAACCAAGAAGUAAAAGCUGUAACUUUGGAUGGUACUAUUAUUCAUAAGAGCGGUUUGAUCACUGGCGGUAGAAGCGGUAUCGAAGCAGGUGCACAAAGGUUUAAGGAGCAGGAAGUAGAUGCAUUACGACGCAAAAGGGAUGCAUUCCUGGCUCAACUUAACGAGAUAACCAAGCUUAGGCGAAAGGGCCAUUCAGAAGAACAAAUGAAAGGCGAAAUAUCAGCAGCUGAGCAGAAAUUAUCUCUAUUCCGUGAUGAUCUGGAUAAUAUUGUCCGUAAACUGGCAUCAUUAGAAAGCGAACUACGUAUUAUUGAGGACGAGAUUUUACAAGUUACCCCUAAACAUCAACAAUCCCAAGUUACUUUAACACAGUUAGAGAACCAAAUACAGACCAUCGAAAAAGCCAUUCACAGUGAAGAGGAUGCGAUUUUUGCUGAUUUUUGCAAAAAGAUCAGCGUGGGAAACAUCAGAGAAUAUGAGCAACGACAGCUCAAAAUGGCUCAGGAAGCCGCUGAAAUGAGAUUGCGGUUUACUACACAGCAGUCUCGAUAUCAAAAUCUUUUAACAUUCGAGACUGAACAGCUGAAGGAGACUGCAGAUCGUCUUCAAAAAAUACGAGAAUUUAUGUCUAACGAUAAAAAGUUGUUGGCGAAUUUUGAGCGACGGCGUAACACAAUGCUUGCUGAUAACGAGCGUGUUAAUAACGAAAUUGCAGAACUUCGUCACGAUCUUGAUCGGACAAAGGAAGAAUACGAAACCAAGAGUGAAAUAGUGAAUAAUUUGAGAAAAGAGUUAGCUCAGAAAACGAGAGAAGUGGAUAAAAUGUUGAAAGACAUUUCCAAUAGGGAAGCCGAUGUCAAGAAAUGUAGCACAGAUCAGUUCUUUAUAUUUCGUAAAUGUAAAUUGGAAGACAUUGAUAUACCUUUGCUCUCGGGUUCUAUUGAAAAUAUUCCAUUGGAAGACUCUUCUUUACAAGACGGUGACCCAAUGGAUUUAGAUGAUGGCCAACCAUCCGGCAGUCGAGCUAAUACUAGAUCUGCGGCACGAGCUGCUCGAGGUGAGACCAAUUGGAAUGUCGAGGUUGACUAUUCUGGGUUGGAUCGAGAACAGAAGGAGGAUGAUUCACCUGAAACGGAGCAAAAGUUUUUGAAGGAUAUACAAGAGAAGGCGACCGAGAUAGAGCGAGUUGCACCUAAUUUAAAGGCUAUUGAACGGUUGGAUGGAGUGGAACAGCGUCUACAUGAGACAGAAAGAGAAUUUGAUAGUGCAAGAAGAGAAGCGAAAACUGCAAAGGAAAAAUUUAAUGCUAUAAAGCAAAAACGUCAUAUUGCUGAGCGCAUUGACCAAAUAUACAAAGAUCUCACUAAAAGCCGUAACUUCCCUCUUGGGGGGACGGCUUAUCUUAGUUUGGAAGAUACAGAGGAGCCGUAUCUUGAUGGUGUAAAAUACCACGCAAUGCCACCGAUGAAACGUUUCCGUGAUAUGGAACAGUUGUCUGGCGGUGAGAAGACGAUGGCGGCCCUUGCAUUGCUCUUCGCCAUUCACAGUUAUCAGCCGUCGCCGUUCUUUGUGUUAGAUGAGGUCGACGCUGCUUUGGAUAAUACCAAUGUUGCUAAGAUAGCUAAUUAUAUUCGAGAGCACGCGUCGGACACGUUUCAGUUCAUUGUCAUUUCACUAAAGAGUACAUUGUAUGAGAAAGCGCAGGCGCUAGUUGGGAUUUAUAGAGAUCAGGAUGUUAACAGUAGCAGAACACUUACAUUGCAGUUGGAUAAGUAUGAAGAAUAG